Molecule: messenger RNA, 1063 nt
Organism: Xylona heveae TC161
Lineage: Eukaryota; Fungi; Ascomycota; Xylonomycetes; Xylonales; Xylonaceae
Product: dehydrogenase with different specificitie
Exons: 2
Coding region: 65-859 (264 amino acids)
Source: RefSeq, a predicted model, not a curated record
AAGGUGUAGUAGAAUCGGACUCAAUCUAAUACAUUCUUCCAAGACGAAGAGGAAGACUUGAAAGAUGGUUGAUAUCUCGGACGCCCCGCCUGCGUAUCCCACGCUCGCUGGCAAGACUGCGAUUGUUACCGGUGGCUCUCGUGGCCUGGGUGCCGGCAUUGCAUAUGAGCUGGCUCGACGAGGUGCAAGGGUCAUCAUCAACUACACGAGCUCUAGCAGUGAAAAGCUGGUCGACGAGCUCAUCUUGAAGAUUGCUGCAUUAAAAAAUGGCUCUUCUGGCGUCAAAGUCCAAGCGGACAUAUCGUCGCUCGAGGCCCCGGCCAAGGUUAUCGCGGCUACUGUCAGCGAAUCACACCCUCACAUUGACAUUCUGGUCAAUAAUGCUGGCACGGAAGUCGUUCGACCUCUCGGAGAAAUUACCGCGGAGGAUUACUCAAAGGCCUUUGAUCUCAAUGUGCGAGGCACCAUCAUGAUGACACAGGCGAUUUUGCCUCAUCUUCGUGCACCUGGCCGCAUUAUCAAUAUCAGUACCAUCGGCUCAAGGGCAGGGUUUCCCGGUGUUUCGCUGUACGCGUCGUCAAAGGCCGCCAUUGAAGGCCUGACUCGUUGCUGGGCACACGAACUGGGCGACCAAGGUCACACUGUCAAUACGGUGAACCCGGGCCCAGUACGAACCGAGUUGCUCGCUCGGACCGUACCCGAAGAGGCGAUUCAACUAACAAAGGCCCUGACAGCCGUCGGCCACCGUCUUGGAGUUCCAGACGACAUUGCGCAGAUUGUUGGUUUCCUUGCCGAAGAGGGAAGCCGCUGGAUUACAGCACAGAGUAUAUCAGCGUCCGGUGGAUUCGCUCAGUAUUAGUAUCUGUCUCCAUAGGCAAUUGAGAGCGGAACAAAAGUUGCUCGGGGGUUGUGGUUGAUGCAACCUUUCAAGUUAUAAGAACAUUAUAAAUGCAGACAUUUUCAGAACCAUAUAAUGGCUUACGAUAGCUGAGUGCCAAUUUUGAUCCAUGGCUGAUUUUGUGUAGCCAACUUUUCCGGUGAAAAAGCUCCACUCAUUACGACG